Neoarius graeffei (lesser salmon catfish) is the source of this 279-nucleotide messenger RNA. RefSeq names its product protein phosphatase 1 regulatory subunit 17 (gene ppp1r17). Gene Ontology annotation, molecular function: protein phosphatase inhibitor activity. The transcript has 3 exons. The coding region runs from base 1 to 267 and encodes 88 amino acids. Lineage: Eukaryota; Metazoa; Chordata; Actinopteri; Siluriformes; Ariidae. Gene Ontology annotation, biological process: regulation of phosphatase activity. The record is from RefSeq and is a predicted model, not a curated record.
AUGUCUACAGGCUGUGUGAGGUCACUCUCAGAGACAGCCGAGCACAGACUCAACAAGCAGGAGCAUCCCUAUGAGGACACUGAGAUGGACAGUCAGAAGCUCAGAAGCUCAGAGGACAAUCAGCAAGAAGAACUGGGACAAAAGAAACCACGCAGGAAAGACACGCCUGUACUCAACUCCCCUCCUCUCAUACCAGGGGUAAGGUUAAUGAAAGGGGAAACACGUCUGAUUCACUUGGAAGAUGAAGAAAAGGAGACAAAGAAAUAGCUGGAUUUAUAG